AUGAAGCUCUGCGCUGGGCUUAUCGCGGCCUCCUGCGGCCUGGCCGUUGCUGCUCAACCCGCUGCCCAGGUUUACCUUGUGCCGGCUCGCGAGGCCUCUUCAUCGACCCCCUCCCUCUCGCCUGCCCUAGCACGCCUCGUUCUGCUACAGCGGCUGGCACCCAGGAGCCAAGGCCCGUCCCUCCGCGACGCCGACGAGCAGGCCGACAUUGCAGAGGCUGUUUCUGCGUUGAACCGGUUCGGAAAGGCCUCCCCGCCACUGUUCGCCGACGAUGACAACGGCGAGCCAAGCCAGCUGGUGAUGAUGCUGGAUGGAAUGUCGGAGGAGCAGAUCAAAGACUUGGGGCGUGCGCUCGGGACGAGGCCGGCAUUUACAAUCCCGGAACCGCCCUCGGCCAAAGCCCAUGAUGAACUGGUCAAGGUUGACCUGGUCGGCACGGGCGCAACGAACGCAGGCGAUUGUGACAUGCAGCAGGUCGCCAACCCGCUCGAGGGUUGCUGGAAGGGGAGGCGAGCUGCCUUUGCAAAGUUUGAUGUCAACAAGAAUUCCGAUAUUGUCAGCAAAGUCGUGCAGAGACUUGACCAGCUCUCUAAGCUUGCCAAGAUUGGCGAGUUGGAGACGACACUGGUUCUCCUACCUCCGACUGCAAACUCCAGACCCUGGUCCGAUCAGCCUCGAGAACUGCGUCGCCGCCAAGCCGAGCAGGUCAUGACGUCGCUGGACAAAACCGCGCGCCCCGUAGCACCAACCUCAUCCGUGGCCGAGAACCUGAUUCUAUACGCCCCCGGGGCCCGCAUCGCAUCCUGCUUCGCCUCUGAAGACAGCUGCAUCAAGGCAACGGGUAACUGCUCUGAGCACGGCUCAUGCCUGGACCGAUACGCCGGACCCGAUGUGAAGGAUGCCGGCACCAAGUGCUUUGCGUGCCACUGCCUGAGCACGCGGAGCGAGGCUGGCGGCCUGAUCCACUGGGCCGGACCGCGCUGUGCGAAGCAGGACGUCAGUGUUGCCUUUUGGCUCUUUGCCGGCUUCACACUUGCCCUUGUCGGCAUCCUGUGGCUGUCCAUCUCGAUGCUGUUCGGGAUCGGGCAGGAGAAGCUGCCGGGCGUGAUUGGCGCCGGUGUUUCGAGAGCCAAGUAG
This is a messenger RNA of Hirsutella rhossiliensis, 1137 nucleotides long. RefSeq names its product arsenate reductase. NCBI's taxonomy places the organism in Eukaryota, Fungi, Ascomycota, Sordariomycetes, Hypocreales, Ophiocordycipitaceae. Gene Ontology annotation, cellular component: endoplasmic reticulum. The record is from RefSeq and is a predicted model, not a curated record. The transcript has 2 exons. Bases 1 to 1137 code for a protein of 378 amino acids.